AUGCGGAAUCCUCUCAUCAGACUAGAAUGCGGCGUGAACAGCUACGACUGGGGCAAAAUUGGCAAAACAUCCGCCGCUGCUAAGUUUGCUGCUGCAACGGCUUCUGGAUUCUCAAUCCAAGAGGAGAAGCCUUAUGCUGAGCUAUGGAUGGGUACUCACCCCUCUCUUCCCUCCAAGGACCUCGAGACACAACGAACACUUCUCGAUCUCGUCCAGGACAACCAAGCCCUACUCUCCGCAGACAUUGCUGAGCGCUACGAGAACAAGCUUCCCUUCCUGUUCAAGGUGCUGUCCAUCAACAAGGCUUUGAGCAUACAGGCGCAUCCCAACAAGAAGCUUGCGGAACAGCUGCACGCGAAAGACCCCAAGAAUUAUCCAGAUGACAACCACAAACCUGAAAUGACCAUUGCGGUGACGCCCUUCGAUGGCCUCUGCGGUUUCCGACCCCUCGCCGAAAUCACCCACUUUCUCAAGACUAUCCCUUCACUACGCAAACUCGUUGGCGAGGAGGAAGCGAAGAAGUUCGAGGACACCAUCAAAGGCAAAGAGACAUCAGAAAAAGAUGAAGACGUUCAGGCCAACAAAAAGGCUCUACAGUCCGCAUUUACUAAAGUCAUGAACACAGACAAGGAUGCGCUCGCCUCAGCAUCUAAGGAGCUCAUCAAAGCUGCGGAAUCAGAGGGCGCACAGUUCGCUGGUGAAGGCGGCCCUUCAAAUGACGGAAAAGAGCUCGCCGACCUCGUCAUCCGCCUGAACUCUCAGUUCCCCGAGGACAUUGGCCUAUUCGUUCAAUUCUUCCUCAACUACGUCAAGCUCGAAAUCGGCGAGGCCAUGUUCCUCAAGGCCGACGACAUCCAUGCAUAUCUCUCCGGUGACAUUAUCGAGUGCAUGGCAUCUUCCGACAACGUGGUGCGCGCGGGCUUCACUCCAAAGUUCAAGGAUGUGGAUACAUUGACGACCAUGUUGACGUAUAGCUAUGCGCCGAUCAGCGAGCAGAAGAUGGACCCCACAGACUACCCUUAUGUUACAUUGAAUGCGCCAGCGUACAGUUCGAACUCGGGCAGUCUUUUGUACAACCCGCCAAUUCCUGAGUUCGCCGUUGUCCGGACAGCGCUCAACAGGACGGGCGCAAAGGCGACGUUCGAUCCCAUCGAGGGUCCGAGUAUCAUCCUGUGUACCAAGGGUAAGGGCACGAUUAGCGUUGGUAACAAGGAAGAAGCGAUUGAGGAGGGCUAUGUCUUCUUCGUUGGUGCUACGGCGGAGGUUGUGAUCAAGAGUGACAUCGAUGCCGAGGAUGGAGAGGGUCUAGUGACCUUCAAGGCCUUUUGCGAGAUCCAGGAUGAGAAGGAGAAGCUAUAA
Molecule: messenger RNA, 1359 nt
Organism: Cucurbitaria berberidis CBS 394.84
Lineage: Eukaryota; Fungi; Ascomycota; Dothideomycetes; Pleosporales; Cucurbitariaceae
Product: mannose-6-phosphate isomeras-like protein
Exons: 5
Coding region: 1-1359 (452 amino acids)
Biological process (GO): GDP-mannose biosynthetic process; carbohydrate metabolic process
Cellular component (GO): cytosol
Molecular function (GO): mannose-6-phosphate isomerase activity; zinc ion binding
Source: RefSeq, a predicted model, not a curated record